This is a messenger RNA of Scatophagus argus, 2813 nucleotides long. RefSeq names its product carbohydrate (N-acetylglucosamine-6-O) sulfotransferase 2b (gene chst2b). Bases 589 to 1986 code for a protein of 465 amino acids. Gene Ontology annotation, biological process: N-acetylglucosamine metabolic process; carbohydrate metabolic process; sulfur compound metabolic process. The record is from RefSeq and is a predicted model, not a curated record. The transcript has a single exon. Gene Ontology annotation, molecular function: N-acetylglucosamine 6-O-sulfotransferase activity. NCBI's taxonomy places the organism in Eukaryota, Metazoa, Chordata, Actinopteri, Scatophagidae. Gene Ontology annotation, cellular component: Golgi membrane.
CCUGAUUGAAUCCGUCCAGUUUGUAUUAGUUGGACGAGCGGAGGAGCAGGAAGAACGGGGAGGAAUCUUCCUCCAAACGCCCUGACUGUGACUAUUGGCUAUUCACUGCUCCGUUGUGGCAGGCAGAUGCGGAAUGAUAUGAGCUCCAGUCGGGCGCGCGAACUCGUUACGGUUUUUGGUGUCUGCGGUGUGUGAAUCUCACAAGGCUGCGGUUAUAAGGAUGCAUGAGAUGAUAACUGCGCAGGGAUACCCCCGGUGAACAUGGACAAACAGGGCGUCUGUUACAAUGAUGAAGGCUUCUUCCUUUUUGUUUUGAAGACGGGCCACCCACGGAAUCACUGCAGCGCUCGUUAUGGACAACUUAAACGCUCCUCUCACCCGUCGUUCCCAUGAAGAACAUUGCGCAGUGCAGUGAAAACGGGAUAUCGUGUUGUGGAUUUCGAAUUGGCGGUGACUAUAUUACCUAAUAAGCUUCUAUUCUGCUGGGGUGUCAGUUCUCGGUCUAGGCUGCAUUCACCAGAUCGUGUGGGAGCACAGUCAAUGUAAGGAGCUUUGUCAAGCGGUGAGAGCCACUCUCCGAGGGUACAGAUGAGAGGCAAACAAUAUCAUCAACCACUGAAGUUGACAGCGCCUUGGGAGAAGGAUGCAGGCUUUGGGAGGAAGCUUAAAACCUACAGGAAUCAUACCAAGAUAAUAGCACAGCCUGGGAUCGUGAUGAAAGUCCUCCGCAGGAAGAGGAUUGUCUUAUUUAUGGCCUAUUUCUUAUUGCUGGUCCUCACUAUGCUUAACCUGGCUAAUUAUAAAUGGACUAAAGAGCCACAGCAGUGUAAUCAUCAGAUGAGGAGCACCACUUAUCAGAGCAGAUCUGACAUUCGCUUCCUGUACAGGCCCUCUCUGGCCAAAAAGAGACAGCUCAUCUAUGUUCUGACCACCUGGAGGUCAGGCUCGUCCUUUUUCGGGGAGCUUUUUAACCAAAAUCCUGAAGUGUUCUUCUUGUAUGAGCCGAUGUGGCACAUCUGGCAGAAACUGUACCCGGGUGAUGCGGUGUCUUUACAAGGGGCAGCCAGGGACAUGCUUAGCUCUUUAUACCGCUGUGAUCUGUCUGUUUUCCAACUUUACAACAGUCCCGGGGGCAAGAAUUUUACCUCCCUGGGACUAUUCGGGGCCACCCUCAAUAAAGUGGUGUGCUCUUACCCCCUCUGCUCAGCCUACAGGAAAGAGGUGGUGGGGAUGGUGGAUGAUAAGGUGUGCAAAAAGUGCCCUCCUCAAAGCCUUAGACUGUUGGAGGAGGAGUGCCUCAAAUAUAACACCAUAGUAAUUAAAGGGGUGCGCAUUUUGGACAUUAACGUGUUGGCCCCCCUCAUGGAGGAUCCGUCUUUGGAUUUGAAGGUGAUACACUUAGUCAGAGACCCGCGAGCGGUGGCCAACUCAAGGAUCAAAUCCAGACACGGCCUGAUCAGGGAGAAUUUACAGGUGGUCCGCAGCAGGGAUCCUAAACUUCGCCGGAUACCUUUUGUGGAUCCUAGUCACAAAGUCAACAAGAAGGACGGCUCAGACUACCACUCCAUAGGAGCCAUGGAGGUGAUCUGUGACCGCACCUCCAGGACUUUGAGGACUGCCUUAAAUCCACCCAGCUGGCUGAAAGGGAAGUAUAUGGUAGUGCGGUAUGAAGAUCUGGUCGAGAACCCGGUCAAGACCUUACGGAGCAUCUACCGCUUUGCCAACCUCACCACCAAUCAUGACAUUGAGUCAUUUGCGCUGAACAUGACCAGCGGCUCCAGCUCCUCAUCUAAGCCAUUCAUUGUCUCCUCCAGGAAUGCCACACAAGCUGCUAGUGCAUGGAGAACAGUGCUCAGCAUUCAACAGAUCAAACAAGUGGAGGACUACUGCCACCACGCCAUGUCUGUUCUAGGGUACGAAAGAGUCAGAACAGCCGGAGAGGCCAAGGACUUGAGCAAAUCACUACUGACGCACUCCAAACUGUGAAAACAUACUCACCACCAAAGACCUUUAAUUUAAUGUUCAUUUUGCAUUGAGUGCCGUUUCCUCUUAUUGUGGAAUCAAAGCUUUACAUUAAAUCAGUGCUCGAGGAGCUCCACUGGCCACAUUUGGAAUGUAUCAUGUUUCCCUGAGUUGAACUGCGGUGGUAUUUGAAGGGACCACUCCUUUUUAUACUGGAAUGUUGGAUGUGUUUAACAACGCAAGGCCUACGAACAGUGACUUAAUUGGUAAAGCUGCAACAAUGGAAAAACAAAACAGCUCUAUAAUUCAUGUAUCUUGCUAUGAAGACACUACAGAGUGUAUGUUUUGGGGUUAUUUUUGAAUGUUCAAAAACUUUCCAAGAAAUCUGUUUGUUUUUUUUUCAGUCUCCAUACUGUAUGUAAAAGUGAACAUAGUCAAUGACAGGAAAAAAAAAAAACUUAUUUAAAAAAAAAAAGCUCAUUGCUAAUGUUUAUUUGUAAGAUCUGGUUGAAGUCAGAGACAAUCAAUAAAUUGGUUUGUUGAUGUGCCAUAGGUAGAGGUGUGAUGAGUAGGCUACAUCAGAAGCAGCAGCAGUAGUGCUUUUUCUAGAUUUAAAAAAAAAAAAGAAAAAAGGAUGUUUUGAUUUUUGUCACCAAAUCCUCGUAAGAUGAUAUCAUGCGCUGUGGACAAUGUCAUGGCUCUGGAGCUUGAACGUCUCUCUCAGUGUCGGUGUAAGCAGUCUGUUCUACCAUUUCAAAUGUUUACAAUUGCUUGCUCUUAUAUAUAAAAGAAAAAAAAACAAACAACUGAUCUGGGAAUAUUGCAUUGAGUAAAGUUCACAGUUAACAAGA